Malassezia globosa CBS 7966 is the source of this 1191-nucleotide messenger RNA. RefSeq lists its product as uncharacterized. The record is from RefSeq and is a predicted model, not a curated record. Bases 1 to 1191 code for a protein of 396 amino acids. The transcript has a single exon. NCBI's taxonomy places the organism in Eukaryota, Fungi, Basidiomycota, Malasseziomycetes, Malasseziales, Malasseziaceae.
AUGGAUUUAUCUCAACUAGAUACUUGGGUGUUUGGGGAUCUGGGUUUGCUACAUGGCAUCAGUGACGAGCUAGCUAAAGCCGUUGCCUUGUCUCAACCACAGAGAUCAGAGGCGUUCAAGCGAAUCCUUUCGAUUGAAAGUGUUCAGCUGAAGUCAGAGGUGAAGCGCGAAGAAGUAGCUCGUUUUCUUCGUGCGCGACAAGAUUCAGACUUUGCGAAAAUGGUACGAGUUCGGCAUUUAGGACCUGAGCAGAUGGAGAAUCAAGCCCGACUUCGGCGUGCGUCCCACCUGGUGCGGGAACGCAUGAAUGAGCUUGGUGAGUACUUUGAUGGGCUCAAGAAAUCCAAAGCAAAUGAAAAGUACGGUCGAACGAUGCUACGUGCGCCUGCUCUCGACACGAUCUACCGCUCAGUCGACCACAUAGAUCGACUUGUAUCCGAGCGUAUUUGGGAACUUGACCAGAUCGAGCAGUACCUCCGUGCGUAUAUUCCACGCUCGUCUUCGCGUGCACACACGUCAUAUUCGCCAGUUCGGCCAUUGGAUGAUAUGACUGAACUAGAUGCGAUACUCGCUGAGAUUACGUAUGACGAGCAGAGCGUUCCAAACGCAAUGACAGCAGAGGCCAUGUGCGGUGCUUUGUGGGAAUCAAGAAAGGUGCCUGUCAUUACACGGCUAAGCGAAAACGGUUCAGCUUCUCCUUUUCCGUAUGACACUGAACCUAUCACUAUUCGUUGCUCGCCAAUAAAUUUGUCCGCCGAGGCGCCGGCUCUUUACAAGCAAGAGCAAGAUGAACAGUAUCAAUCAGAGGUCGCACCUUUGCCUGAGCCAGCAGCGGUGAACUUUUUGGCCACAAGCACGCCAAACGGUGUACAAGUCGGCAGUAAUCGUCAAGCCAAACCCCUGUUUUCAGCUUUUGCACGUUCAUCGAGACUACCAACGCUUACAUCUCGGAAUGGAUCAACUGCGUCUGCUGAAUACACCACAUUUGAGGGGCUUGUUGGGCCUCGACCCGUGACCAACACUGAACCUGCUAGUCUUACCUUGGAGGAGUUCGUGGCACAGGACAAAGAGGAAAACGAGGAUGAGUAUAGUGACGACGAUUAUGAUGAGGAUGAUGAGGAUGAAGUUGAUGAUUGGGAGGAUGACGAUGAUGAGGCGGACGAAGACGACACCGAUGAGAAUGAUGACUAA